UCCUGCCGCAGCCCCCUACCGCCGGGUCAGCCCCGAAGAGUUGCCCGGUGGCCACGGCAGACGGAAGCCGAGCGAGAGUCUCGGCGGUGGCGGCAGGAUGGGAGACUCCAAAGUGAAAGUGGCCGUCCGGAUCCGGCCCAUGAACCGAAGAGAAAUUGACUUGCAUACCAAAUGUGUGGUGGAUGUAGAUGCAAACAAGGUUAUUCUUAAUCCUGUAAAUACUAAUCUUUCCAAAGGAGAUGCCCGAAGCCAGCCAAAGGUGUUUGCAUACGAUCAUUGUUUCUGGUCUAUGGAUGAAUCUGUCAGAGAAAAGUAUGCAGGUCAAGAUGAUGUUUUUAAGUGCCUUGGAGAGAAUAUUCUUCAAAAUGCUUUUGAUGGCUACAAUGCAUGUAUCUUUGCCUACGGACAGACUGGAUCUGGAAAAUCUUAUACCAUGAUGGGCACAGCUGACCAACCUGGAUUAAUUCCAAGACUUUGCAGUGGACUCUUUGAACGAACUCAGAAAGAGGAAAAUGAAGAGCAGAGUUUUAAAGUAGAAGUGUCCUAUAUGGAAAUUUAUAAUGAAAAAGUCAGAGACCUUCUUGAUCCCAAAGGAAGCCGUCAAACGUUAAAAGUCAGAGAGCACAGUGUGUUGGGACCCUAUGUCGACGGACUUUCUAAACUGGCUGUCGCAAGCUAUAAGGAUAUUGAGUCUUUGAUGUCUGAGGGUAAUAAAUCUCGUACAGUUGCUGCAACCAACAUGAAUGAGGAGAGUAGUCGAUCCCAUGCGGUCUUCAAGAUCACCCUCACACAUACUUUGUAUGAUGUGAAGUCUGGGACAUCUGGAGAGAAAGUGGGCAAACUGAGCUUGGUGGAUUUAGCUGGCAGUGAGCGGGCAACAAAAACCGGAGCUGCUGGUGACAGGUUGAAGGAGGGAAGCAACAUUAACAAGUCCCUCACAACCCUUGGUCUGGUUAUCUCAGCCCUAGCAGAUCAGAGUGCUGGCAAAACCAAGAAUAAAUUUGUCCCGUAUCGUGACUCAGUUCUCACUUGGCUGCUCAAAGACAGUCUUGGGGGCAACAGUAAGACAGCCAUGGUAGCUACUGUGAGUCCAGCAGCUGAUAACUAUGACGAAACCCUUUCAACUCUGCGGUAUGCAGACCGCGCCAAGCACAUCGUGAACCACGCUGUGGUGAAUGAGGAUCCUAACGCACGAAUCAUCCGAGAUUUAAGAGAAGAAGUAGAAAAACUCCGAGAGCAGCUAACCAAAGCAGAGGCAAUGAAGUCUCCAGAGCUAAAAGAACGGCUGGAAGAAUCAGAGAAGCUAAUCCAGGAAAUGACUGUGACCUGGGAGGAGAAAUUAAGGACAACCGAGGAGAUCGCCCAGGAGCGACAGAAACAACUUGAAAGUCUUGGAAUAUCCCUUCAAUCUUCUGGAAUUAAAGUCGGGGAUGAUAAAUGUUUCCUUGUUAAUCUGAAUGCUGAUCCUGCUUUGAAUGAACUUCUGGUUUACUAUUUAAAGGAGCAUACAUUGAUAGGUUCGGCAAAUUCCCAAGAUAUCCAGCUGUGUGGCAUGGGAAUUCUUCCUGAACACUGUAUUAUAGACAUCACGCCAGAAGGCCAGGUUAUCCUGACUCCUCAAAGGAACACCAGAACAUUUGUAAAUGGCUCUUCUGUGUCCAGUGCUAUACAGCUACACCAUGGGGACAGGAUAUUAUGGGGAAACAACCACUUCUUCAGAUUGAAUUUGCCUAAAAGGAAAAAGAAAGUAGAUCGAGAGGACGAGGAACAAGAUACCUCCAUGAAGAAUGAUACCAGUUCUGAGCAGCUGGAUGUAGACGGAGAUUCCUCCAGCGAGGUAUCCAGUGAAAUCAACUUCAACUAUGAAUAUGCACAGAUGGAGGUUACCAUGAAGGCUCUGGCUAAUAAUGAUCCAAUGCAGUCAAUAUUGAACAGCGUAGAACAACAGCACGAAGAAGAAAAACGAUCCGCAUUAGAGCGCCAGAGACUUAUGUAUGAGCAUGAAUUGGAGCAGCUACGAAGAAGGCUGUCUCCGGAGAAACAAAACUGUCGCAGCUCGGACAGGUUUUCUUUCCAGUCCCCCAGCGCUCAGCAGCGAUUGAGACAGUGGGCCGAAGAGAGAGAAGCAACACUGAAUAACAGCCUGAUGAGGCUAAGGGAACAAAUUGUUAAAGCCAAUCUGUUGGUGAGAGAAGCUAAUUACAUUGCAGAAGAACUGGAUAAAAGAACAGAAUAUAAAGUAACCCUACAGAUUCUAGCCUCCAGCCUCGAUGCCAACAGGAAGCGAGGCUCUCUUCUUAGUGAACCUGCAAUCCAGGUAAGAAGAAAAGGAAAAGGAAAGCAGACUUGGUCCUUGGAAAAAUUGGACAACAGGUUGUUGGAUAUGAGAGACCUUUAUCAGGAGUGGAAGGAGUGUGAAGAAGAUACACCAGUAAUACGGUCUUACUUCAAGCGUGCCGAUCCAUUCUAUGAUGAGCAGGAAAAUCAUAGUCUCAUUGGGGUGGCAAAUGUCUUCCUCGAGUCCCUCUUCUAUGAUGUGAAGUUACAAUAUGCUGUUCCAAUUGUCAACCAGAAAGGAGAGGUGGCAGGUCGGCUGCAUGUCGAGGUGAUGCGGAUCAGUGGCGACAUUGCGGAAAGGAUUGCCGGAGGAGAUGACGCUGCAGAUACCUCCUUUGAUAAGGAGACCCAUGAGAACAAACUCACAUGCAUGGUUAAAAUACUCCAAGCCACUGGGUUGCCACAGCAUCUGUCCCACUUUGUAUUCUGCAAAUACAACUUCUGGGAUCAACAGGAUCCAGUAAUGGUCGCACCGGAAGUGGACACCUCAUCCUCUCCUGUCAGCAAGCAGCCUCAGUGCAUGGUUGUCUUUGAUCAUUGCAAAGAGUUUUCUGUUAACAUUACUGAAGACUUUCUUGAGCACCUUUCAGAAGGGGCACUGGCAAUUGAAAUAUAUGGCCAUAAGAUGACCGAUCCACCGAAAAACCCAGCCCUGUGGGAUUUGGGGAUUAUUCAAGCAAAAACACGUAGUCUUCGGGACAGAUGGAGUGAAGUCACCAGGAAAAUGGAAUUCUGGGUUCAAAUCUUGGAACAGAACGAGAAUGGUGAAUACUGCCCCGUAGAAGUAAUUUCUGCAAAGGACGUGCCUACAGGAGGAAUCUUCCAACUCCGGCAGGGGCAGUCCCGGCGAGUACAAGUGGAAGUGAAGACUGUGCAGGAGUCUGGGACGUUACCACUGAUGGAAGAAAGUAUAUUGUCUGUUGGCAUUGGGUGUGUGAAAGUUAGAGCACUCAGAUCCCCGAAGACGCAUGAGACCUUCCAUGAGGAAGAGGAAGACAUGGAUAGCUACCAGGAUCGGGAUUUAGAGAGACUACGUAGAAAAUGGCUAAAUGCGUUAACAAAACGUCAGGAGUACUUAGAUCAACAACUGCAGAAGCUUGUUAGUAAACAUGACAAAACAGAGGAUGAUGCUGACCGUGAAGCUCAGCUUCUAGAGAUGAGGUUGACUCUAACUGAGGAGAGGAAUGCGGUUAUGGUCCCCUCCGCCGGCAGUGGGAUUCCAGGGGCCCCAGCAGAAUGGACCCCAGUUCCUGGGAUGGAAACACACAUUCCUGUUAUAUUCCUUGACUUAAAUGCGGAUGAUUUCAGCUCUCAGGAUAAUCUUGAUGACCCAGAACCUGGUGGAUGGGAUGCUACCCUUACUGAAGAAGAGGAGGACAAGUUCUUUGAACUGCAGAUUGUCAAACACCAUGAUAGAGAGGUGAAGGCGGAAGCUUCGUGGGACUCUGCAGUGCACAGUUGUCCUCAGCUCAGCAAAGGCACCCCUGCGGAUGAGCGAGUGUUUCUGAUUGUGCGGGUGACGGUCGGGCUCAGCCAUCCAGCUGACAUGCAGCUAGUGUUGCGCAAACGAAUCUGUGUCAAUGUGCAUGGCCGGCAGGGUUUUGCUCAGAGUCUCCUAAAAAAGAUGUCUCAUCGAAGUUCUAUUCCUGGCUGCGGAGUGACUUUUGAGAUUGUCUCCAAUAUCCCAGAGGAUGCCCAAGGAGUAGAGGAACGAGAAACAUUAGCGAGAAUGGCAGCUAAUGUGGAAAACACGGCUUCUGCUGACUCCGAGGCUUACAUUGAAAAAUACCUUCGAAGCGUGCUGGACGUGGAGAACCUGCUCACUCUGGAUCGCCUUCGCCAGGAAGUUGCGGUGAAGGAGCAGUUGACGGGCAAAGGGAAGCUAAGUAGGAGGAGUAUCAGCUCUCCCAGUGUGAACAGAUUGUCUGGCAGCCGACAAGAUCUCAUUCCUUCUUACAGUCUAGGCAGCAACAAGGCCCGGUGGGAAAGUCAACAGGAUGUAUCGCAAAUCGCAGUUUCCAGAGGAACCUCUCCGGAUGCAGCCCCAUCCCUCCCUGGUUGUCCCCAGAAUAACCAUUCUCCUGAUCCAGGACGUAGUAGCCAAGUGGCCUCCUACCUGACCCCAGUCAAAUCCUUCGUGCCACAGAUGCCCAAGCUGCUCAAGUCCCUCUUCCCUGUGCGCGACGAGAGAAGGGGCAAACAGCCAUCUCCCCUUGCACAUCAGCCGGUGCCCCGCAUCAUGGUGCAGCCUGCCCUUCCGGACCCCAGGACGACCAGGGUGGCGGAGGCUCCCCGAGAGAGCACGGGGGUGAGUGUGGCCCCCGACGUGACAGUGCCGACUGCCCCCGCGGUGAAGACCCACGACAAACCCACUGAGGUGCCUUCGCCGCAGUGCGCGGCCACCAACACCCAGGUCCCCGAAGUGCAGGACGGGCCACCCAGCCCCGUGAGCGAGGCCUCCAGCGGGUACUUCUCUCACAGUGUCUCCACCGCUACGCUGUCGGAGGCCUUGGCCCCUGGCCUGGAUGCUGCGGCCCAGGGGGGUGGGCAGACGCCCGGCUCGCCCCCUCCUGUCCCCUGCCGGGCCGGCCCGGAGACCGAGCCCCUGUUUCCGAGUGCUGCUCCCGGAGCUGACAGCGCCCUCCCUGCCUCUCCGGAGGGACAGACCCGCCUUCUGUCACCACCUGUCCCAGCAGCGCAGACUCCAGGGAGUGACGGUGACAGUGGGGCCCCCGCCCAGGGAGCAGCGUCCUCAGAGCAGCAGCAUGAAGCAGGCACUUCGCCAGCUCCUCUGCCCCCUUCCGCCCCCCAGGAGUCUCCCAGCCCGCAGAGCGGGGGCGACGGUUCCCCCGCCACCAAGCCGCUAGGAGGACUCAGGGACCAGGCCCGGCCAGCCACCAGCGCAGAGCCGGCGGUCUCCAAACCACAGCUGGCGCCUGACCUCCUGUCCCAGUCACCUGCCCCAGCCUCCCCGUUCAGAAUCCGCAAGGUGCGGACCUCGGAGCUGAAGUCCUUCACGCGCAUGCUGGGCGGGGACCCCGGCUGCCCCAGCGAGGAGGACCCACCGGCCGCGGGAGGGCCUGGCGAUGGCAGCUCUGGAGGUCAGACCCCGGAGAAGCUGGAAGUGUCCUCCGAUUCUGAGGAAGCCAGUGAAGUCCCAGAGUGGCUCCGCGAGGGAGAAUAUGUCACCGUGGGCGCCAACAAAGGGGGCGUCGUGAGAUACAUUGGGCCCACCGACUUCCAGGAGGGUACGUGGGUCGGAGUGGAGCUCGACUUACCCUCAGGUAAGAACGACGGCUCCAUCGGGGGGAAGCAGUACUUCAAGUGCAGCCCUGGCUACGGGCUGCUGGUGCGGCCGGCCCGCGUGCGCAGGGCGGUGGGCGCGGCCCGGCGGCGCAGCGCGGGGCUCCGGCUGCAGGGCGCCCCCGAACCCCGCCGGAGCAGCACCCUCUCCGGCUCCGCCACCAACCUGGCCUCCCUGACGGCGGCUUUGGCCAAGGCCGAGGGCACCGAGGGGCUGCGGGUGGACAGGAGCCCCAGGAACCCCGAGGACCGCAAGUCCUGGGCCAGCUGAGCCCGCGCCGUGGACUCUGACAGCGCGGACAGCCCGCCGGGAGCUGGAGCCGAGGCCGCCUCACCUCACACCCUUCCCCGGGGAGCAGGCAGUGAAGGCUUUUCCCACGAUGCAGGGCCGGUGGCCUCCGUUUCUCCCAGGACUCAGACGGAGGAGGAGGAGGGGGCCGUCCUCGGGGUGGCGGUGGGAGGUUCUAGUGCCCAGAGUGGCCCUGGCUUGUGGGGAGGGGCCGCCCUCGGUCCCCUGGUCGCGGGCUCUCCCCACCUGGGGCUGCUGCUGUUUUUCUGUUCUGGCAACACCAUUAACCUCUUAACUUAAAGAAUAACUAGUGCCUUUCCCUCUGCAGAGGCAGGGCCUCCCCCCUCCUGGUCCCCCCACCACCACCCCCCACCCCCGCAGACAUCCCCGCACCAAGUACCACCCGAGGUGCCUGGUCGCCUCCUGCGCUUCUGGGCCCAGGUCCCCGGCGACCCCGAGACGCCCACAGGGUUUCUUGGUCUCCUCUGUGGGUGUUUUAGCAUCUUUACACCUGGGAAGUUUUCUCUUUUCCACUUAUUCCCUUAACAGAGUGUCUGGAGUAUAUUUAUUUAUAUUUAUUUUUCAAAAUCCGAAAUGAUUCGCGAAUCACAAUCGACGGCCCAGGUGCGCGUGUCCGGGGCCUGCCCCGCGUGUCGGCCCCUCCUCACGUUCCGCUGACAAAGACACACAGUGGUCUUACUCCGGACCGGACCCGGAGAACUGCGUGCUGCUGCCUCGGCGACAGCGCCAGCCAGAGGCACCCCCACCGCAUUUGGUGCGAUUCUGGUUUCUGGGAAGGUCCCUGGACCAGUUUAACUUCGUGGCAGUUCUCUACCCCACUCCCUGCCUGCCUGCCAGCCUGGGCCUUCGGGGGGCGCUGCUCCGUCCCCGUGGCAGAGCCGCAGGCCUGGUCCUCGGAGGGGGAGCCCCGCGACCAGUGCUGGCCCCAGUGCGGACGGCUCACAGGCCUCGGGUCGGGUUUGACACGGCACUCCCGGCCGUCUGCUUCACGUGCAGACUCUAAAAACAACACCCAGAAAGCCUGUAUUUAAAAAACCCCGUUUUCUAGGGAUUUGAAGCCCCCCUGAGAAGUGCCCGGCUUCCUGCCCGGGUGGGCUGCUCAGAGCCCCGCCGGGACGCCCGCGGCUGCGCGCUCAGACCUCACGUGGAAGCGGCUGGGGGCUGAGGAGCCCUUACAGCUCCGCGUGGAGACGCUCAGCCUCCACCCUCCCCGCGGGCCGCCGCCCGGGAACCUGCGGGAGCGGCUGGGCUCAGGCCGCCCGCUCACCCUGGCUCCGCCGGCCCCGCAGACCUGGGGCGCCCAGAGCGGCCCCCGCCACGCGGCCCAGCAGGGGCCCGGGGGCCACCGCCCGCCCCUCAUGGAGCUUUAUUUCAGCCCAUAUUCCUAGUCCGGGCGCCGAAGGGACCGUCUCGCAGGGACCAGGCUGAAGCAGGGAAAGUUCGGUGACUUCCGUUUACAGAAGCUCCAGCUCCUGACCCCACCUGGGCUCUCGCUGUCCGGGAAGCAGACUGCCCGCCGCCAUCACCUUGGCCCCGCCCGGCUGGCCCAGGUUUUACUCAUUUAACCCCACGCUCCGCUCGGUAAACUUUUCACCAGGACCCGCGGCAGCUGCCCUCGGCGUCCUGUGCUGUCCCCUCGGCACCCUGGCCUGGGAGGUAGGUGUCUCUGUUUCUCUGGUCCCGGCAGCCAGACACGAGGGCACGGGGCCGCGGGGCCUUCCCAGCCUCCUCCCCACGGGGCGCCGCUGGCCUGCGGGCUCGCCCUCCCGCCUGCAGCUGGGCCCCUGGCCACUGAUGGAGGUGCCAGCACCCCCUCCCUUUCCCUGGGCGGAGACCACCGCUUGUGGGCCAACCGCCGCUGGCACCCAGCUCGCUGGGGGAGACGCUGGGAAUGGAAGGUGUGGGCGUUGGUGAGCCUCACCUACUGGGCCGAGUGCUGGCUGGGGCCCAUGGGCUCUGGAAUACGGAGCAGCCACCUUCCCCAGCCGCCUGGGAAGGUCCGCGGGGUGAGGGGCGCCCUGCUCUCUCUCGUUCGGUUUAAUUAAAACGGGAGAGACGUAGUGGAAUUGCCGGCUCGGUGGGGUUUGUUGGCUGAAGCUGUAACAGUGGAAGAGCCUUGAGUGGUCCAGUCAGGUCAGCCUGUCGCCCGAGGAGAUUCGGGACCGUCCCUUUCUCCCAAACCCAGUCUCCUGCCCCCAACUCCACCCUCCCGGAGGCAGUUUCCUUGCGGCCUGCGGGGUUCCCUGGCCUGGCCCUGGAUGAAGCGCGGGGACACUGAGCAGCUGACCAGAGCUGGCUGGGUUCACAGCUCUGGGUGUUGGUGGGGCGAGGGCUGGGGCCCACGUGGAAGGCAGGCGCCUCCUAGGGGAGAGCGCGUCCCAGCGAUCAGCUGGCCGCGGGUUAGAGCCCCCGUGUGGGGACGUCCUGGCCAUGCUAGGAGACGUCCCGUGGUGCCUUGGUGCGGGGGGUGGGCUCGCUGGCCCCCUGGCUACCCAUUGCUGUCAGAAACCAGCAUGUCCUGCUUGGGGCCAUGCUGAGGCCUCAUGGGGCAGGGUUUGGAGUCUUGGUCCCUGCAGGGCCAGUGCGCCAAUGGCUUGUGCAGGGAGCGCCAUCGGGUGUGGGCACCAUCGCUGUCCACCUCCUGGUGGCUUGCAGUGCGUGGUGAGGAGGCCUGCCCCCCCAGACUCGGUCUCACUCUUGUGCCUCAGUGCAGACUGAGGUGGCUUGUGACUGACAGUGUGUGCACUAGGUGCCACUAACACCAUAACCCAGACCGUCCCCACGGCCCAGCGGGCAUCGGGCUGAAGGUGUGGGCCUGAGGGUGGUGUGAGGACCAGAGCCCGAGGAGCGCCUUCGUCCGGCUUCUUUCUCGCCUUACUAAUAAGCAGGCCUAACUUUAAACAGCGUCAGCAUCAGGGUUUGAGACGCAAUUCCUAGCAGGUCCCUGGUGCUGGGAUUUAGUGUGACAGCAGGAGGGGAAGCUGGGGCCAGGUAAGGAUGUGUCAGCGUGGCCCUACGAGGCUGUGGGUGCCACACGAAUACCCCAGGCAGACACUGUGGGGACCUUCCUGGCCUCUGCUCCCCUCUGCACUGCCAGCCCUCAUCCCUCGGGGACCGAGGACAGUGGGGGCGGCGGCUGUCCUGAUGCCCAGCCUGGCCAGAGGGGGCAGGAGGGCAAGAAAACAGCUAGUAGUGUGACUGGGGCCAGCCAUGAGGGGCCUGCGUGUCUAGAGAGUGAGCGAGCUGUGAAUGGAAGCCUCGAAGAGUCCGAAAGGCUUCACGGUGUUCCGAUGCCCCACCUCCUUACGUUUCCUCCUCCCGCCUUAAAGUCCCGUUUGCGAAACUGACCGAAGUCCAUGGGUGUUUAUUUUCCUGGCCGAGGCCUGCCCUGGGCCGCCCCUCUCACAGUGCCUUCAGCCCCCAGGGCCGCCUCAGGCUGCCUGUCGUGCCUUAUUGUGGGGACCCGGUGCAGCCUCUAUUUUAUGCCCAAGACACUGACUUGACGGUCCCCACAUGCCUUUUUCCCUCCUCCAAGCCCAUCGUGCCUUCUGCCCAGCUGUCGGCAGCUUCCGUUGGGAGAGUCUUGGGCCCUCUCUGUGUGUGGACUUCUGUGAAUAUGAUGGGCUCACAUGUAAAGAAGGGAUUUGAUGGGAGAGUACAUUGAUUUGUUACACAUGAAAUGGAAGUUUAAGAAAACCCAAAGACUCUAUAAUAAAUUGUAAAGACGUGAUGGUUUGUAUUGUAUAAUGAACUAAGCCUCUGUAAUUUUGUACCAUACAUGCCUUUCCACCAUAGGAUCAGCUGCUUCUAAAUAAAAUUAAAUGAUUUCAUGC
Myotis daubentonii (Daubenton's bat) is the source of this 9783-nucleotide messenger RNA. It is a transcript of the gene KIF13B, whose product is annotated as kinesin family member 13B. Gene Ontology annotation, biological process: microtubule-based movement. Gene Ontology annotation, molecular function: microtubule motor activity; microtubule binding; ATP binding. The record is from RefSeq and is a predicted model, not a curated record. Lineage: Eukaryota; Metazoa; Chordata; Mammalia; Chiroptera; Vespertilionidae.